Molecule: messenger RNA, 186 nt
Organism: Orbilia oligospora ATCC 24927
Lineage: Eukaryota; Fungi; Ascomycota; Orbiliomycetes; Orbiliales; Orbiliaceae
Exons: 2
Coding region: 1-186 (61 amino acids)
Source: RefSeq, a predicted model, not a curated record
AUGUUCCAAAGUGUCGGACUGUGGUGGAGGGGUUCGAAACGACACCAGUCGAAUGCUUGGGAACAGGAAGACGACGCAGAGGAGGGGGGGAAACAGGAGGAGGAAGAGGAGGAGCUGAAGGCGAAGACUCAACAGCGGAAGGGUGGACAGAGACAAACACCCCGAAAAGCAAAAGAGCAGGCGUGA